CUCCAGACGUUACUCGACUACGUUAUCUGGUAUCCUCUUUGCAAACGGCCCGUUCCAUCGCAAUACUCAACAGCUACAGCACCAUCCCAGCGAGAUUCCCUUUCUCUGCCUCGGUCGAUUGCGCAAAGUGGACAUCAUUGCAGACGCCUCCUCAUAACGCAUCCUUGCCCUCGCGAAUAUGAACGGGUAUGGAGCCUCGUCGUCCUUCACAGCGCCUCAGCAACCAAAGGUGACAGUGAGGAGCAUCACACAGAAUGAAGCAGACUUGGUGUUAGACUCGGUGGAUCUCAGUUUCGCUAAUUCGCUGAGGAGAGUGAUGAUAGCAGACAUACCCACUGUCGCCAUUGAUAUGGUUGAGAUUCAGCAAAACACAACAGCGCUACCAGACGAGUUCCUCUCUCAUAGGCUGGGUAUGAUCCCGCUGAUCUCGACAAAUUGCGAUAAUGUCCUCGUCGACCAUCGCGAAUGUUCGUGCGAGGAUGGAUGCGACCGAUGCAGUAUCGAGCUCUCGUUGCACGCCAGGUGUACAACAGGUGGUAGCAUGGAGGUCACGAGUAAGAGUCUGAUCAGGAGUGCAGGGCUAGGAGAGCCAUGGGGAGGCGAUCCAGAGAUGGCAUCGAUGGGACCGAGACCGAGGGAAGCUAAACGGGAGGACUUUGGCAGAGUGGUCGGCUAUGACUCAUCAGCAGAUGGUAUCAUGAUCGUGAAGAUGAAGAAGGGACAAGAACUGAAGGUUCGAUGCAUUGCUCGCAAGGGGUUUGCAAAAGAGCAUGCCAAGUGGUCGCCCGUCUCGACCAUUGGCUUCGAGUACGAUCCCCGUAAUCGCCUGCGACACACGGCUCUAUGGCACGAAGGUGACCCAAAGAGAGAAUGGCCUUUGUCAAAGAAUGCGGUGGAGGAGCCCGAGGUGAGGGAAGACGAGCCAUUCGACUUUACAGCCAAGCCGACACGAUACUACAUCGAAGUGGAGACAACGGGUGUGAUGACUGCUACAGAGGUGAUCUUGUCGGUGAGUAGCAGGUAGACAGGGCGAUGGGGAUACUGUGGUGGAUUAAAGGGUCGGCCGUCGAGUCUACUGCGAGUGUGAGUCUGAACUAUGCCUUCCUAUCCAUGCCAGGGUCUUCGCAUUCUCGAGACUCGGACAGCCCAGAUUAUCCAAGAGUUGGGCUUCAUGCUGGACGAUGCACCGGCGCCUCAAGAUGGGGCUCAACAAAAUGGGUAUUAUGACGGACAAGCUAAUGGUGUGAA
Messenger RNA from Microstroma glucosiphilum, 1248 nucleotides. RefSeq names its product insert subdomain of RNA polymerase alpha subunit. Gene Ontology annotation, molecular function: protein dimerization activity; DNA-directed RNA polymerase activity; DNA binding. Gene Ontology annotation, biological process: DNA-templated transcription. Gene Ontology annotation, cellular component: RNA polymerase II, core complex. Lineage: Eukaryota; Fungi; Basidiomycota; Exobasidiomycetes; Microstromatales; Microstromataceae. The record is from RefSeq and is a predicted model, not a curated record. The transcript has 5 exons. The coding region runs from base 179 to 1024 and encodes 281 amino acids.